Molecule: messenger RNA, 222 nt
Organism: Pelobates cultripes (western spadefoot toad)
Lineage: Eukaryota; Metazoa; Chordata; Amphibia; Anura; Pelobatidae
Source: the annotation of a GenBank genome assembly
AUGUCUGAGACGGAAACAAAAACAAAACGGGAGAAAUUCCUGGCAGAAAUGCAGAAAGUUGCAGCAGAGGCUAGCAAGAAAACUCCUGGAGAGCUAGUGCUCAACUAUAAAGGGGUCCUGUACCCGAGUACCAUAUGCAGUAUUGAGACCUUUCAAGCCUUGGAAUCUUUGGAAGCCAGAGAGGAUGAUGUGAUAAUUGUGACAUAUCCCAAAUGUGGUUAG